Messenger RNA from Nymphaea colorata (pocket water lily), 1888 nucleotides. Its product is annotated as putative clathrin assembly protein At1g25240. Bases 241 to 1443 code for a protein of 400 amino acids. The record is from RefSeq and is a predicted model, not a curated record. Gene Ontology annotation, biological process: clathrin coat assembly; vesicle budding from membrane; clathrin-dependent endocytosis. NCBI's taxonomy places the organism in Eukaryota, Viridiplantae, Streptophyta, Magnoliopsida, Nymphaeales, Nymphaeaceae. Gene Ontology annotation, cellular component: clathrin-coated pit; clathrin-coated vesicle. Gene Ontology annotation, molecular function: SNARE binding; 1-phosphatidylinositol binding; clathrin heavy chain binding. The transcript has 2 exons.
UCAACUCCCUCUCCCCCCAUCUCUCUCUCUCUCUCUCUAAAUUUUCCGAUCAAUACUAACGUUUCCUGAUCGUGCUCCUCUCUCAUCACCAUCGUUCCAAAUAAGAAAAAUAGAGAAGAAUUCCAAACAAGAACACCCGAAGAAGGAGAAAAAAAAGAGUGAGGGAGAGACAUGAAACCAUUCUGUUGCAUGGUGACGUCCUUCCAGAUUCGGCCGUGAAGUGCUGCGGUGCAGAGGGCAAUGAGCGGUGAGGAGAGGAGGGCGACGACGCUGUGGAGGAGGGCAGCGGCGGCUGUGAAGGACGGGCACAGCCUGUGGAUGGCGAAGCUGAUGGCCGGGCGGCGGAAGGGCGCAGGCGGCCGCCAGUUUCCCGACCUGGAGGCGGCGGUGAUCAGGGCGACAAGCCACGACCCAUCCCGCAUUGACUACACCAACGCCCAGAGGGUGUUCACUUGGGUGCGCACCUCUCCUUCCACCUUCCUCCGCCCCCUCCUCCUCACCCUCUCCCGCCGCAUGCAACGGACGCGCAGCUGGGUCGUCGCACUCAAGGGACUCAUCCUCAUCCAUGGCGUUUUUUGCUCCCGCACUCCCCUCCUCGACAAGAUCGGCCGUCUCCCCUUCGAUCUCUCCAACUUCCAGGAUCAUUUCUGCAGGCACGCACGAUCAUGGGGAUACACAGCGUUCGUGCGAGCCUACUUCGCCUUCCUCGACGAGAAAUCAUGCUUGCUGGCCAUCGACGACGGCAGCCAGAGCUUUCAACCUGGCCUGAAUUCCGUCACCGGUCGGGUAUUGACUCGCCUAGAGCGCUCACAGUCGCUCCUAGACCUGUUGCUACAGAUUAAGCCUUAUUCCGACGGCAUGAACGUGACCUUGAUCCUUGAAGCCAUGGACUGCGUGGUCAUCGAGAUCUUCGACGUCUAUGGCGGCAUUUGCCACGGCAUCGCUCGGGUCCUUGUCGGAAUCUUCAACGCCAACCGCCAAGAGGCCGUUGGGGCGCUGCAGAUAUUACGGAAGGCAGCCUCGCAGGGAUCCCGUCUCAGCGAGUACUUCGAAGUUUGUAGGGAAAUCGGAGUUCUGAACGCGUCAGAGCUGCCGGCCAUCGAGCAGGUUCCAGCAGACGACAUCGAAGAUCUCGAGAGGCUCAUAUAUGGGGUCUCUGUGCAAAAGGGUGUCAUGGGUGCAGGGGAAGGGAGCUGCAAUGGAAUGGUAGAGGAGGACGAGGAAGAGGAAGAAGAAGAAGAAGAAGAAGAAGUGGGAGGAGGAGAAGGAGAAGGUUGUGGAAGUCUGAGAGACACUACCACCAUUGUUACCAGAAACUGGGUUGUGUUCAACGAUGAUUUAUUGACAGAUAAUGAGAGAGACAACUCAAAAGACCAUGGUGGUAGUGCUAGUAUGGGCGAUCCUUUUGCUGCUUCAUUGAUCAUUCCUCCCCAUGUUUACUAAAAGCGUGGGAGUUCUCACAUUAAUCACCUUUCUAAGUGGGAUCGAAAUCACGUUUCCGGGUUCGGAAUGCAUUUGUAUAGCCAUGAGAUAAUGAGACACUGUAAGCAAAAUGUAGUAUCCUUUCUAUCAUCCCGGUGUUCAUGCCAUUAUCUGAUCAGGAGUUGUUUCUGCGAAUUUGGACCUUACAGAUUUUAUGUACACAGUUAAUUUAGAGGGCUUUUGGUAGCAGGAACGUCUAGAAAUUAAAAAAACGCAGUGUUCCUGUCACGUAAUGCCCUCGUAUAAACGACUGCAGAAGAGAUUAGCACAGGGGUGUGUUUGCAGAAAUUUACCUCAAAGACCUAACUAUUUAUUCCCAUUGAUAUAAAAUAAAUAAGGUGAGACUACUAUUUAAACAGAAUGAACUUAUUUUAAAGUGUUUUCCCAUUGAAAAAGGAGUACCAUU